Zychaea mexicana is the source of this 2890-nucleotide messenger RNA. RefSeq lists its product as uncharacterized. NCBI's taxonomy places the organism in Eukaryota, Fungi, Mucoromycota, Mucoromycetes, Mucorales, Lichtheimiaceae. The record is from RefSeq and is a predicted model, not a curated record. The transcript is spliced from 9 exons. The coding region runs from base 234 to 2831 and encodes 865 amino acids. Gene Ontology annotation, molecular function: protein binding.
CAGACGCUCCGCUCUUGUGUCGCAUCAAAUAGAAGCAGGUACACACUCACUCACUCUUGUUCGUACCUUCUCUCUUACACCUUCUCUUCGUUUGGAAACAAACAGCGUAUUGGGAAGCUGGUCUCUCCUAAUAAUACUUUUGUCACUAUCUGUAUAUCCCCAGUCCUUUCCUUCAUAUAUUAUAUUUAUUCAGAGCUGAUCAUCACUACAAAGUUGACGCUCAUCAUCUCCGCAUGUCGCUCUUCUCGAAAUUCACAAAGAACAAUGCAGGAGACAAAACCGGCAUCUAUCCUUGGUCGCAGCGUAAACUGAUUGGGAGUCAGUCGCAUGUCUUGCCGCGCUUUGGCCAUGCUACAGCAGCAGCCCUGCCCACGGAUAACUUGAUCUUGUUUGGCGGCAUGCAUAAUAAAUCCAAGAAAGAUCUUUUUCUUAUUGAUACCAAUAAUAUGUCUGCAAAUUUUGUAAAUGCUACUGGCGAUGUACCCACACCACGUAUGCAUCCAGUCAUUGCUCCACUUGGCAACAACUGUGUUUUGUUGUACGGAGGUGAGCCUAGCAAUGCUGACGAAAAAUGGGAUCCCAACUUUUAUACCCUCAAUAUCAGCACCCGACAAUGGUCUCGCAUCCAGAUGAAGGAUGGAUGUUUACCUGUCGAACGGUCAGGACACUCGAUUGCCGUAGGCGGUAAUCUCUUGUAUAUCUGGGGCGGUCAGCGGGCAGGCCGCUACCUGGAUGAUCUUUUUGUGUUGAACGCAAGCACAUAUCAAACAAAUCCUCAAUGGGAGCAUAUAGCAUCUGCUAAUGAAGGUCCUGCAGGACGAUCGGGACAUGCCUCUGUUGUUUUUGAUGAUAAAGUAUAUAUUUUUGGUGGUACUGAUGGUGACCACCUAUAUAAUGAUGUUUGGGCGUAUGAUCUUCAUACUCGACACUGGUCCCAAAUUUCGGCAGUCGGUUAUAUUCCGGUGCCGCGAGAAGGCUGUGAUGCUGCUCUUGCCGGCGACGUAAUGUACGUGUUUGGUGGUCGAGGUCCUGAUGGUCAUGAACUUGGUGACCUUUGCGCAUUCAAAAUCCGAGGUCACCGCUGGUUUAUGUUCCAAAAUAUGGGACCCUCACCAACUCCACGGUUUGGCCUGACAUUUACUGCAGUUGACGAUAAGAUCGUUGCGCUUGGAGGAGAAUCGAGCACAGGAAAAAUGGAGGAAUCGCCGUAUCUUGUCCACAUACUCGAUUGUUCAAAAAUACGUUAUCCGCCAGAGACGCAAACUGCUAGCAAUCCAUCGCCAGCUACUUCAGUUGAUACAAACCCUGCAAUAAUAAUACCAAAAUCGAGCGUGGAACGUUUACAGCAAAUACCACAACAAACAUCGCCUGGACCUAACAUGGAAGAAUCACUGUCAGCUAGAGAUUAUGUAGACAACAUAUCGAAUGCAACAGCGACACCUGCUACUGCACACAACAAUAUCCCUACCCAAAAUACUACCUCUACAACUCCAGCAGUUAAUAAUACCAGCCGGCGCCGCUCGCUUCAUCCUGAGCAGACCAACAUGGUCCCGCAAAGGCCACCCAGACACAUGUCUAUGGUACCACCUGGAGCGCUUCGACGUCCUCGUACAACAUCACCAUUACCGUUAACAGGAGACGACAAUAUGCAGCAGCAACAUAAUGAACAAUUGGGUCCAACUAAAGAGGACGAGAAGCCCCGUUCAGCCAGCCCGGCACGAAACCCUUCACCACAGCGACCACCACGUCCAUCACGAGAAGGCGUGUCAUUAGGCAACACAUAUCGUAAGGAUACCGUAUCCAUGUUUCCAGAUUCUCACAUUGCAACAACUGCUGCCGCGAAUGUUCCUUUUGAUGUACUCCCGACCGAGCAAGACGAAAGUGAACUUGAGUCACUCAUGAAGGAAGUCAAGGCCCAAGACGUGAUAAUUCAUAGUAUGAAAAAGAAAGAACCGUGGUGGCGUAGCGAAGUUUCCAUGGCGCGCAAGAUGAGACUUCAAGAUACCUCUCCUCGUGAUGAGCCAAUGGCUAGCAAUGCCUUGGUAGAAGAAAUCAUGGCAUUGAAAGCCGAACUUCGGCGAACACAGGCACAUAUUAGCGACUCUACGAUGCAUCAGGCUAUGGCAACAAAAGUGCAACAGACCGAUCGAAUCCGUACAGCAGCGCUACAGGAAGCCGCAUACUUCAAGUCAAAAUACAUUGGAUUGAUGGAACGGCGCCGACAGCAGGGCGAUCAGCACGCAGAUGACGACCAAGUGCAAGUGCUUGAACAGAGGCUGGCCGAAACGCUGAUGGAGAACGAAACAACCCGUCGUCUCUUGCAACAGAGGAAUAAACAAGCCCAUCACGACCAUAAUGCGCGAGAUUCAGCAGAAGAUCGAGCCAAAGAAGCUCAGGAGCGCGCAGAAGAAGCACAUCGAGCUCAUGAGCGAGCGCUUGAAAAACUGGAUCACGUUCAUCAACGUGCAGUGCAGGCCGAAGCACAAGUGCGUGAGAAUGUAGACAAGGUCGCGAGUUUGACAAACCAACUGGCAGAUAGCUUAUCUGCUCCGUCCUCCAAGCAAAUGGAUCAAGCCAAAGAUCAGAUCAUCCAACUUGAGCAGGCCAACUCAAAGGUGUACGAUGAAGCUCAGGUGUUGAGACAACAGCUGGGUAGCUACACGGAAGAUAUCCAGCAUUUACGGUUGGCUUUGGAUGAACGAGAAGACGCGCUGGGUCAAGCAAUGCGGCAGCUGGAAGACACGUCGGUGCAAGUGAGCACGAUGAAACAAACUCUUUCCAAGCAGACACCUGCAGUUGCAGCCACUGCAUCCCCUACGCGAGCAUAUUAAUCGCAAACCGAUACAUAUACAAGACAAAGAAAAGGCUUUUUUCAUUUUACGAUAAAAAA